Molecule: messenger RNA, 1899 nt
Organism: Carassius auratus (goldfish)
Lineage: Eukaryota; Metazoa; Chordata; Actinopteri; Cypriniformes; Cyprinidae
Product: midnolin
Exons: 7
Coding region: 313-1533 (406 amino acids)
Cellular component (GO): nucleus
Molecular function (GO): protein binding
Source: RefSeq, a predicted model, not a curated record
GCAGUUGCGCUGCACAGAAGAGCGAGAGAGAGGCUUAAAGAGUAGAGGCAAAAUUUAUCAUAAAUAAAUAAAACCCCGGAUAUUUAAAAUAAAUAAAUAAGUAACAUUCAUUAUACAUAUAUUCGUAUCCUAAAGGCCUUCUGAUAUUGAUAUUUCGCAGAGUUUCUGUCCAGAUCGACGGCCGUUAUUGUUUGUGGAUUUACCUCAGAGGACCGAGCGGAUAUUUCUCCGGUCGCGGAAGGAUUAUCACUCUCGUAACGGUGAGCAGGAGCAGCGGUUCGGCACACACCGUCACCCGCUCGGGAUUAUCUGAUGGAGCGGAGCUGCAGCAGUCACGGAUCGCGGUCCCGGUGUCCGGAGCUCCUGAACGGAGACGCAUCCAUGACCUUAUCGAUCAGCUCCACGACAGGAACGCGCUUCGAGCUGUCGGUUCUGCGGGACGAGACCGUGCAGGGACUGAAGAGGAGGCUGUCCGAGAAGCUCCGGGUUCCCGGAGAGAGACUGCUGCUGCUGCACCGAGACACGAGGUUGAUCUCAGGAAAGCUGCUGGACUUCGGUGUGUCUGACGGAAGCAGACUGACGCUGGUGCCCUCGGUCGAAGCCGGACUCAUGUCGCAGUCGAGCCGCUCGGAGCAGUCGGUCGUGCAGGCGCUGGAGACGCUCUCAGACGCUCAGGUCAGUGACUUCCUGUCGGGACGGUCCCCGCUGACCCUUGCCCUGCGUGUGGGCGAUCACAUGAUGUUUGUGCAGCUCCAGCUAGCGUCUCAGCCGUCCGUCUCCAGGGGUCCUGCGGGCCCUAACCAGACACCUACAGGGGCCUUCAGCAGUGAGACCCCCUCAGACUCUCAUCAGCGGGCACCAGACGUCACCGAGAGAGACAAUGCCCCGCCCUCACCUCAUGUUCACCACGCCCACAGCACACAAAGCCCCGCCCCUGCUCUUCACUCACAUCCUGUUAGCCCCACCCUCCCUCCUCAAAGCCCCGCCCAGGCUCCUCCCUGCACUCAGGCUGGCACUCCGAGCCCCAGACAGCGAUGCAGACCCGGCGCAGUCAUCGAGAGCCUCGUCAAUCACUCGCCGGGAGUUUUCUCAGGAACCUUCUCAGGUACUUUACACCCUAACUGUCAGGACAGCAGCGGGCGUCCUCGCCGGGACAUCAGCACCAUCCUGCAGAUCCUCAACGACCUCCUGAGCGCCACGCAGCACUGCCAAGGAUCUCCUCCCACACUGACACACCUGCGCUGCCCUCCGACCUCACCCUGCUCACCUCCACCCUCACCUACCUCACCCCUGCAGCCUCACACACUCCUGCGCAGACCCUCCGGCGAGCGUCUGCGGCAGACGGAGAAUAAAGCCACGCGCUGUAAGGUGGAGCAGCUCAGGCUCUUACUGCAGCAGCGGCGUCUGAGACGAAAGGCCCGGAGAGACACUCGAGGCCCGUAUCACUGGCCUUCUGACCGCAGCACUGCCCUGACCGGACACAGCUCUCUGGACCUGCCGUCAGACCGGAGCGCUGAGUUUGUGCUGGCUUGAUGAGGACGAGUCUGGACACACACCUGGGCAUUAACUGUGAACACUCUACAGACUCACGCUCGGAUGGAUGUUACCAAACACAGGAUGUAGCAUUUCCACUUCAGGUGUUCAGCUCCGCCUACAGGAUGUUCUCUCUCUCUCUCUCUCUCUCUCUCUCGUGAGCAUUAAAAUAUGUUUGAGACCUUGUGUUUUAGAGGACAGACGUCUGUCUGAGAUGAUGUUCAGACCGCUGCUUUAUGAAUCCUGGAUUUGGGUCAAUCUCCUGAAAACAGCUUAUAUUUCACCCCAAAAUCUGAAGAAAAUUAAUCUUGUUUUUCAAAUAAAGCCUUAAAUAAUUAUUUCUACUAUAUACAUUUAAUUUAUAAC